UCUGUUAGGGACCAGAGAUCAGUUCACAUGGCUUGUCAUGCUGCUGGUCUUUCCAUCCACUGUGGAUUAUUACUUGUGAUCUCUUAUAAAGACUAGUAUCUACAAGAUUAAUCAUUUCAGUGAGUACUCUGAUUGUGGGUCUUCAGGCUCUGGAUUAGCAGAGCAGAGAUGGAUCUUUCCCGACCCCAAGACCUGGAGUGUGAAGUGGAGAUGAAAUGCACAAGUCCAGAGAUGAGCUCCAAGGUCAGCGUCCGAGAGCACCCAAAGUUGGAGCUGAAAGACUCAGGGUUUGAAUCUGAUAGCUCAGCUUCACCCUCCUCUCGUCUAACAUCAGCUAAAAAGCAAAAAAGGACACCAGUCAUCGACACGCUGAAAGAUAACAGUGAUACACAAGGAUCAAAGGAAGUCAACAAUCAUCCUAAGUUAAAAAGGACACCAUCUGUGCUGCAUCCAGUGGACUCAUCUCAACAUUCAACAACGGCAGCCAGCAGCUUCAGAACUUCCACUGUGAUCAGCUGUGCAUCUCUGAGUAGCAACACUUCAAAGCAUCAUCCACCUGGAUUCACAGCAGCAGAACGUCCAGGAGAUGGGCUCCUUAAACCUCCUGAGUCCAGUGAUUUAUACGUUAAGAGUAAUUCCAUGGAAUGUGUAGGCACCUUUAAAGAAAAGACUCUCAACACAGGGCUCGGUGAAGACAGAGCAGACUCUGAUCAGGACAGUUUUGAUUCCAUGGAGACUUCCAACGGACAACAAGAGGAUGACACAAGUUGUGACAGUUUGAGCUCUAACUCUUCAGACACAGAUCAGCCUUCAGAUUGUCGUCUUCCAGAACCCAGUGAAGUUAGCCGCCUAGAAGAGGCCAGGGAUAAAUUAAAGGAAGAAUACAAUAACCGUAUGAAGUUAAUGUUUGUGGAACCAGAAAAAUGCAACGUUUUACUGAAAGAUAUAUACACUGAACCCUGUAUCACACAAGAAGAAGCAUUUGAAGAAGAAGAAAAAGAAGAAAAAGAACAAUCAGCAGAAGACGAAUGCCCUGUACGUGAAACAGGAGAGCUGAAGGCAGCACCUAGACCAGCAAGGUUAAAAGUGUUUCCAUUUAAAUGGAACAUCUUCAAUCAACCACCUGAAGGAAAGAGGAAAAUCAAAACUGUGCUCACCAAGGGAAUCCCUGGAAUUGUUAAAACUGUCUGUGUGCAGAAGUUCGUUCUUGACUGGGCUGAAGGAAAAACCCACCAGGAGAUCGAUGUGAUCCUUGCACUUUCUUUACAGAGUUUAAACCUGAAGAAAGAUCAGAACGUUAGUUUAAAUGAGCUACUUCAUCACUUCUUCCCUCAGAUUAAACAGAUCCAGUUAAACACAGCCAGAGUCAUGCUUAUAUUUGAUGGUCUAGAUGAGUAUCGCCUUCCUCUGGAUUUCCAACACAACCCUAACUGCUCUGAUCCAAGCGAGCCAACAGCGGUGGAUGUGUUACUGACAAACCUCAUCAGAGGAAACCUACUCCCCUCGGCCCUCCUCUGGAUUACCUCUCGCCCGGAGGCUGCGAACACAAUACCUUCAGAGUACCUCCAGAGUGUCACAGAAAUCCAGGGGUUCACAGACACCCAGAGGGAAGAGUACCUCUACAAGAGAAUCAGUGAUAAAACCAAAGCCAGUAAAAUCAUCUCACACAUCAAAACAUCGGAGUACCUCCGCAGACUUUGUCACAUACCCGCCUACUGCUCGCUCUUAGUAGCAGUUCUACAGGAGACUCUGAACAACACAAGGGCUCCUCAAACGCUGGUGGAGAUCCUGAAACGCUCUUUUAGAGCAAACCUGCACUCAAAAGACCACGCAGAAUAAGACAAUGUUUAAAAUACUGAGCGGAAACCGAACUCUAAAGAAGUUAAGCUAUAAGAUUUGUUUAAUAUGGAGUUUAAACUACUGAGAGAGGAACUAUGUUCUUAAAAAAAUGCCGUUUCCUUAAUGGAUCCAUUCCCAACUCAACUUUAAGUUAAUCUGUUUUUAAUCUCAGAUUUUUAACCCAUUUUCUUCCCAAUUUGGAAGACAAAUUACACAAUUCUCCUGUUACUAGUAACGCACCUCCUCCGAUACAUGUGAAGUUUUUUUUUUUUAACUGUGCCAGAGAGAGCAUGGCCAGUUAUGCUCCCUUAGACUCCGGCUGCUGAUGGCAAGUGGCAUGAUCCGGAAUUCAAUCUAACGAUCCUCAGAUCAGUGUACUCAUCUCUCUAUCACUUUAGGACUUUUCUCAAGUCUUUCAGUAUCUUGUCACUUACUAGCUAGACACUGUGCUCACUACAAUUACAUGCCAAAUUUCACGCUGCUAAAGCAUUACUUCCUUUUGUUCACACGGACAAGUAACUGCCAGUCACGAUCAUUACCGCCUACUAUGCUGUCCACUGUGUGUGGUAAUAGCUGUGACAUAUUCUCAGUACACACAUGAUACUGUGAAAUGUUAAAAAUCCAAAUAUGCACACACCUUAGGAAAUGAAAGGUCCCUUUAAUCUAUUUCCCACUAUCAGGCCUUACUCAAACUCAGAUGAUUCCUGUUACUUCCCCAUGAGUAACUUAUACAGGUGUAGGCGCUUCCAAGCCAACUCAUGAGAUACCAUUCCAUGACUCGUUCAUUUACAUACUGCUGCUCGUGACUUUUGGCAUUUUAGUGUACCUGUUCCGGCUAGGUACUGUUUAAUGGAACUGUUCUUUUACUGACUGCACUUUUUUUCAGCUAACUUUACUUAUUUUGUAAUGCUUAUUUUGCACUUUAAUCUCAGAUGUUUUAAUAGUUAAUUAGUUAUUUAUUAGACUUUUCGGGUCCAUAAUGCACUUUUGUUUUGUAUAAAGCUUAAUUUUAGACAAAACACUGAAUAUUAGCAGUAGCAGCAAAUUGUUUACUGAAAGGCUUAGCUGUUAAUGAAUUGAUUUCUAUUUGUGUAAUACAAUAGGAUUCCUACUGAUUUGUCCGUUUGAACUGGAUUUAAAAAAUGAACAAAUAGGUAAGAGCAACAAGUGUCUAGAUAGACAACUGUAGUCCGUUUGUGGCGACUAAACACAGCCAACAUUUGUUGGGGUUAUAAUAGCUGGAUCUCUGGCGCCACCCUCAGGUCACACAGCUGUUUCACGGUGUCUUCUCACUUUUCUCACAGGCACGUAUGUAAAAUGUUGUAUAUUUAAUGCAAUAUGUGAAGGAUAAAAUGUUACAACACUAGAAAUUGGGCUCCAGAUACACUUAGAUAAUACUUAGAUAUAAUUAAAUGGUAAAAUGUUAUAAAUGUUUAAGUAUAAGCUGAAAUCCUGUUAGUCAAGCUUUAUUGUUUGUCUUGCACUUUAUAAAGAACAUACUGACCUGUGAGAUUUUUUUUCUAUUCUGAGGUAUCUCAGCUGGCUCGCUGAAUUUCUGCCAGUUAUGAAGGUUAUAUGAGGGUGAAAUCUUAUUAAAAGUUUUUACCUGUUCCGUUAAGGUUCUGGUUUCUUAGAUUUUGACUGAAAGCUCACAGCUGGAGAGCAGUGAUACUGUAAAGUAGGGCAAGGUUUCCUUAAAGGUGAUUUACAGAACCAAGAAGGAUCACAGUAACCAGUAGUGUAGCCUAGCCUAGCCUAACUGAGCCGUGUAAAAAAACACAAAUUAUUUUUGGUAAAUAUUUUUAUUGUAAAUAGUCGUAACCUACAGUGUCGCUGUUCUGUUGGUAUCCCUCCAGCAUGGCAUGAGGGAUAGCUUUAAGCCUAGCAAAUUUUAGCUUCUUCAGUCUGCCUAGCAUUAUUUUUCCAGUUUUUAUUCCAUAUGCAGAGAAACCUGCAGUGGCAUCUCUUCUAGUAGUAUUUUCCUUUACUUGUUUUGUCUAGUGUUAAAUUCAAUCCUGGAAAUCCUGGAUUUCCUACUAAGUUAUCCACAGUUGUGCUUCUUUUGGUACUAAUGUUUUACCUCUCUGCUGGGCCUAGUAUUAAAUUUUAGCUCCCUAGGUUUCCUACUAAGAUCCCUGCAGUGAAGUUUCCUCUAGCAGGCUCUCUGGACUAGCAUUAUUCGAUUUUAGUUUUUGAAGUCUCACUUAUAUAUUCUACUAAAGAAGUCAUUGCUUUUUUCCCAGAAAGACUUUCACUAGUAGCAUGGACAUUUUUAGGGUGAAUAUAAUGAGUUAAAACUGUUACAUAACAGCUUGUAGAUUUUAGAAACAUUUGAUGUUACAUUGAUUAAUUAUAUAACUACAUAUUAGAAGUAAUUCAUUAUACAUAUAUUUAGUUUUCUUCUCUGAAAUAAAAAGCUAAUGUACAAAACUCAACAAAUCUCCUUAACUUACAAACACAUUUUCAGUUGUGGUGUUGAGUGAGAUUUUAGAAUAUGCCCUUAGCAGAAUUUUUCUGCUCACUUCAAGAGAGUAGAAUCAGAUGGCAUAUGUAUCUAGAGGAGUUUACUGCACCAUUACCAACACUUUGUAUAGUUUUAAGGAAAUUGCUACGGUUGGAAUAAAAUACUUAAAAGUAAAAAAAAAAAAAGUACUGAUAUAUAAACUGUGUCUAAUAUACUGAGUUAUAGAGAUAAGUAAAUAAAGGCUCAUUUAUACUCCCUCUACAUGUGAAAAUGAGUAUGUCUGUAAGAAGCAAUGUAACAGUCACAGCAACACAUCCACUAGAGGGAGUCAAAAGCUUCUGACGAAAAUUGCUGAUGAGGAAAGUAGUAAUAAUACACCUUCUAUAAAAGAUACAUGAGGUUGAUUAAAAAUGUUAUAAUCCGUAAUUAGACUGCAAAGCGUCUCUUCAAGAAGAAUACACUUAAUUUUUUUUUGUGUCCAUUUGACAGUUUUGGUGUUUCUCCUGAACUACUUCAGAGAAUGUAAAUAAAUAGAGUCAAAAAGUCUGUAUUUACCAUUGUGCAAAAACAUCUGAAAAAUAGGAUGGAAACCAAAUACUUCAGGACAAUCAGAAGCAGUAAUCCCAGAAAAAAAUAAAAUAAAAAAUUGCACAUUUGUAACAUUUGUUGCUUGGAGAUAUUUUGUCAUCCAUACAA
Astyanax mexicanus (Mexican tetra) is the source of this 4999-nucleotide messenger RNA. RefSeq names its product NACHT, LRR and PYD domains-containing protein 3-like. NCBI's taxonomy places the organism in Eukaryota, Metazoa, Chordata, Actinopteri, Characiformes, Acestrorhamphidae. The coding region runs from base 169 to 1839 and encodes 556 amino acids. The record is from RefSeq and is a predicted model, not a curated record. The transcript has 10 exons.